Messenger RNA from Aspergillus brunneoviolaceus CBS 621.78, 1945 nucleotides. RefSeq lists its product as uncharacterized. The record is from RefSeq and is a predicted model, not a curated record. NCBI's taxonomy places the organism in Eukaryota, Fungi, Ascomycota, Eurotiomycetes, Eurotiales, Aspergillaceae. The coding region runs from base 497 to 1660 and encodes 387 amino acids. The transcript has a single exon.
UGCCCACCUUGAAUCAUGUUGAGCAUGUGCAUACUAUGAAGGGAAGAAUGACCCAUUUCGUACUCAUUCUCCUCAUCUCAGUACCAGUAGGCAAAAAGUUGAUUCCCAUCAUUCCCAUUGUACAGUAAGUCAACGAUAACGACCUAGCCAGCUUAUCGAUAAGCCCCGACCCGCCCCCAAUCAUCACAUGACUACAUCCCUCCCUCUCCGCCUACGCAACCAACUGCAUCCAUGGAUCGUAAACAAAAACAUUCUUUUUCAUUUUGAAACCUUCGACACCUAAUCGACAAACCACCAAAGUCUGAACGACAAAAGCUUCCAGCCCCCCUCAACUUACAGCCGACAGAAUAUACCCCACGCGUACUUGAUUCUGCAGAGAAGGAAACCCCCAAAUCUAGCCAAUCUGCGCCUUCUCUCGGGAAGUAGCAGAAAUCAAAAAGCGCAACUUGCAAGGGAGGGGAGGGGUUCCGGCCUUCAAAAAAAAAGAUAAGAGACAAUGCCACCACCACCACUCUCCAAGGGAUCCACAUACAAUCCGAACCCACAACCUCGAGCCCGCUUUUUCGACGUCUUCAACUCCGCCUCGACGGGUCAUCAGGUUGCCGAUGGCGGCGGCGCCCGCGGGCGCGAAUGGCGGAUCACCCGGCAGGAGAAACUGGCGCGGCAGUUUGGGUCCAUGGAUGGGGAUUGCACUUCUUCGCCUGUCUUGACACCUGUUGCUGCUGCUGCGGAGGGAAUAGGGGAUGAGGGUGGGGAGGAGGAGGAGGCGGGGAGGGGAGAGUGGGUGUUUGCUGCUGCUGCUCAUUCGGAUUCUGUUUGCUCUGGGAACAACAACAACAGCAGCAGCAACAUCAACAGCAACUACUCCAACAACGUCGGUGCGGGGUCGCACUUUGCUGCUCAGAAGCACUCGCAAUUGCGCUCGGCGCAUAAUGGGCCGAGACAUGUCCAAUUGGGGGUUCGGGCUUCCUCCUCAUCGACAUCAACGGGCCAGAUGGAUAUACGAAAUAUGCUUGGUGGGCAGGUUCGCAAACGAGGAUACCCUGAGGCUGUGAGUGAUGGCUGUGGUGGUGGUCAAUCCAGAGCAAUUGGGAUGAAGAAAGCGAAGGUGCAGACGCAGUAUAGCCUUGACUGGGCUACAGAGAUAGCAUCGGCAGCAGCAGCAGUAACGACGACAACAGCAACAAAAGGAGAUGUAUCUGCGCUACCCCUCAUACCCACUUCCUUCAAGCCUCAUCCCACACCUACACCUUCCAUCACCUCGACGACCACGACCACGACCACGAUCAAGAAAUCAACAACACCAACACUUCCCUCAAAGACAUCUGCAACGACCCCAUCUACCUCAUGCGAAACUAUACCGCCAUCCCUGCAUAUCGAACCCAUGAACAACAAAAAGAUCUUCAGCUCCCUCACCAUCCACAUCAACGGCCAAACAACCCCUCUCAUCUCCGACCACGCUCUCAAGCGCCUCCUAGUCUCUCAAGGAGCUACCCUUAGCCUCUCCCUCUCUCGGAAGAUCACGCAUGUCAUCAUUGGAGUCCCCAAUGCGGGACCGGGCAACGGCGGCGCGGGAGGUGGACUCGCCGCUAGCAAGAUCCAGAACGAGCUCCAGCGCGGAGGAUGGAAGGGGGUGAAGAUUGUAGGGGUCCAGUGGUAAGUUUGCCUGCCCCCCUUUACGCCCCUCGCAUAUGCCACCCUGUCUUUCAACAGGACAGGGGAAUCCGAGUUAGGAAAGGUGUAAGCAGUAAGUUAGGUAAGUAGGAAAUACCCGUGCUGAUUGAGACAAAAAAUAGGGCUUUGGAUAGUAUCAAGGCUGGGAAGCGGCUCGUAGAAGGUAGGUAUGCGGUUCAGUUAGGAGGGAGGCAGAAGAGUGUGCUUGGGUUCUGCUCCUCGUCAUCUGCGGCAGUGACACCGACACCUGCAGAGGGCGUAUGAUGCAUAC